GGUUAAUGGAGAAGACCUACGAGACGCUACCCAUGAUCAUGCAAUCCAGGUACUACGCCAAACUCCAUCAACCGUGAAAAUCUCUGUGUUCCGCGAUGAUAACCAAGUCAAAGAGGAAGACAUUUACAAUAUAUUUGCUGUAGAGCUUAUGAAGAAGGCAGGGCGAGGGCUUGGGCUCAGUAUCGUCGGCAAACGUAAUGAUGUUGGAGUUUACAUCUCAGACAUUGUAAAGGGGGGAGUGGCUGAGGCUGACGGCAGACUUAUGCAAGGGGACCAGAUUUUAGCAGUGAACGGAGAAGAUAUGAGGAAUGCAACACAAGAGUAUGCAGCCACUGUGCUCAAGACAACAAUGGGGAAGAUUAAUCUUUCUGUUGGGAGACUAAAGGCGGGCUCUCGCACAUCCUCAAGACACAACUCAAAUUCUGGCAAUGCUCUCAAGAAAUCAGAAUCUUCAGCUAGCAACAAGUCAAGAGGGAAACAUAACAAAAGUCUAAGUGAAGACAUUAGUUCUCACAUUAGGGUUGUGGAGCUACAACAUGAUGCCGCUGGUUCGCUUGGACUCAGCAUCGCAGGAGGUAUCGGUAGUUCCAUCGGAGAUGUGGCUGUUAUGAUUGCUAACAUGACGCCUGGAGGACCAGCAGAAAAAAGUCACAAUCUGAAGAUUGGAGAUAAGAUCUUGCAGAUUAACGACCAAGUGACAGACGGCUUGAGCCAUGAUGAAGUAGUACAACUGUUGAAGACACCUGGUGUUGUUAGACUACAAGUCCAACAUGGUGAGGAAAAGCGUGUCAGCGUAAGUGGUCACCCCUCACGCCAAGUCAGCAUGGAUAUGUCACAGGAAGCUGCUAACACUCAGCUCGUGGCUACAGGCACAGACAAUGUGUUUGAUGGAGAUGAAGAUGGUGCCCCCCCACAACAGAAAGUCAUCACAUUAGUGAGAGGUGGAGAUGGACUUGGUUUCUCUAUCGUUGGUGGUCAUGGAAGUCCCCAUGGCGACCUUCCUAUCUAUGUCAAAAAUGUAUUCGCAAAAGGUGCUGCAGCAGAAGAUGGAAAUCUGAAACGAGGAGAUCAGAUAUUGGUAGUGAAUGGCGAGAGCCUUGAAGGCUGCAGUCAUGAACAGGCUGUUGUGAAACUGAAAAAUGCCAAAGGAAAUGUUGUAAUGACCAUUCUUACAUCAUAACACAACAAGUAGCAUGUCUGAAGAUAAGGCAGGACAACCAUUCCUACAACAUGAUCUAUCGUCCUUUGUCAUAUCACCGUGGAUUGUCACACAGCAUCAUUUUAUAUCCUUGUCUUCUAUUGGUUGGAGGACCAACCUGUUCUUUAUAUAGUGUAUGAACAAAAUGGAUAAUGUUUAUUCAGUUGUCUGAGUGUAUCAAUUUGUACAGCAUUUUCACUUCUUUUUGUUGUAGCACAAAUUUCUUAUCAUUAUCAGACAAAUUGAUGAUUUUAAAGAACUGAAAUAGAUUAUUUGUUCAAAUAGUUCUCUGUCUGUGGUCCAACCAAACACUCUUCUCUCUUGUUAUCACGGGUUUGUAAGAAGUUCUGGAUGCAUCAUUUUCAGAUGUAAGUUUGAAAUGAUGAUUAGUGAUGUAGGAUGGCUGAAUAGAUCACAUCUGUACAUUUUUUAGGUUCCUUUUGGUACAUUUAAUUGCUCAUAUUUGAUAUUUGGAUUAGAAAGACAAGACAGGAUCCAACUGAUAUAGAACAAAGGAUUUGAAAUUAAUGUGAAGUAGAGAUUAUG
Molecule: messenger RNA, 1744 nt
Organism: Ylistrum balloti
Lineage: Eukaryota; Metazoa; Mollusca; Bivalvia; Pectinida; Pectinidae
Product: multiple PDZ domain protein-like
Exons: 7
Coding region: 149-1180 (343 amino acids)
Molecular function (GO): protein binding
Source: RefSeq, a predicted model, not a curated record